Messenger RNA from Penicillium argentinense, 1389 nucleotides. It is a transcript of the gene zpr1, whose product is annotated as zinc finger-containing protein ZPR1. Gene Ontology annotation, cellular component: nucleus; cytoplasm. The transcript has 5 exons. Gene Ontology annotation, molecular function: zinc ion binding. Lineage: Eukaryota; Fungi; Ascomycota; Eurotiomycetes; Eurotiales; Aspergillaceae. The coding region runs from base 1 to 1389 and encodes 462 amino acids. The record is from RefSeq and is a predicted model, not a curated record.
AUGUCUGCAGACUCCGAUAAGAACGCGGCCGAGUCGCAAUUCAAGAACAUCGGCGAGAUCGUCGAGAAAGGGACAGAGGAUGGCGACGACCUUGGUCCGAUGCAGGUUGAAUCACUCUGCAUGAACUGCCACGAGUCGGGAACCACUCGCCUCCUUCUCAUUCGCGUUCCUUUCUUCCGCGAUAUCAUUCUCGAGUCUUUUGAGUGCCCUCACUGCUACUUCAAGGACAACUCCAUCAAAGCGGCCGGCCAGAUUCAAGAGCAGGGCGCGAAGUACACCCUUCAAGUUGAGAAUCUGGAGGAUAUGCAGAGACAGGUGGUGCGAUCCGACUUGUCCUCGUUCUCUGUGGAUACCCUCGGAAUCGAGAGCCCGAAGAGUGAAGGACAGCUCACCAACGUGGAAGGUGUUAUCCAAAGAAUCCACGAGGGCCUGUCGAACGACCAGCCCGCUCGCAAGGAACAGGCCCCCGAGCUCCACGAUGCCCUGCAGCCUUUGAUUGACAGCCUCAAGAGCUAUCUUGACGGAACUGGUUUUCCCUUCACCAUCUCCCUUGAUGACCCCACUGGCAACUCUUGGAUUGCCCCCAAUACCAAGGAUCGUGGCAACAAGUACCGCACCAAGCUCUACAACCGUACUCAUGAGCAGAAUGAGGAACUCGGUAUUGCUGGCGACUCCACGGCUGAGGCUGCUACGGAGGACCCUGAAUCUGAAAUCGUUGAUGGCCGCGAAUACUGCUUGCCCACUGAAUGCCCUGGCUGUGCUAAGCCCGCUGAGCUCCUGAUCAAGAAGGUGACCAUUCCCUACUUCAAGGAGGUGUACUUGUGGAGCAAUGUUUGCGAGCACUGCGGUCUGCGCUCUAGCGAUGUGAAGACCGGUGGUGAGGUGCCCGAGCUCGGAAAGCGUAUCACUUUGGUCGUUAAGAACGAGGUCGAUCUUUCCCGCGAUGUCCUCAAGUCCGACACCUGUGCCGUGCACAGUGAUGAGCUCGAAAUCUCUAUUCAAGCAGGCACACUCGGUGGUCGCUUCACUACUUUGGAGGGCUUGCUCACCGAGGUGCGUGACAGUCUCCGUGGCCAUCUAUUCGAUAUUGGUGGUGGCGGUGGUGACAGUCUCGAGACUUCCGAGAAAGCUAAGUGGGAUCGUUUCUUCGAUCGCCUGGAGUCUGCUAUCAAUGGUGAUUUCGAAAAGUUCGGAGGUCAAUUUACGAUCACUCUCGCAGACCCUCUGGCAAACAGCUACGUCCAGGAUCUGUGUGCACCAGCUGCGGACCCUCAGAUUACCACUGAGGAUUACAAGCGCACAGAGGAAGAGGAGGAUGACCUUGGUCUCAAGGAUAUGAAAACCGAGGGAUACGAGGAGGAUGCCAAGAAGGAGGAGCAGGACUCAUAA